Molecule: messenger RNA, 2010 nt
Organism: Aethina tumida (small hive beetle)
Lineage: Eukaryota; Metazoa; Arthropoda; Insecta; Coleoptera; Nitidulidae
Product: fatty-acid amide hydrolase 2
Exons: 6
Coding region: 239-1792 (517 amino acids)
Source: RefSeq, a predicted model, not a curated record
ACAGGAUUUGCACCUUUGAUCAUUUUUUAUCUAAUCACAAAAUUUAAAAAUUAUUAUAUUAUUCUCCAAUUAAUAUGUUAUAAAACACGUACAAUUUGUUUGUUUAGAAGUGCCUAUCAUUAAUAUACAUUUGACUACGUCGCAUCCAUUAACCUGCGGGUUCAAGAACAACAGGAUUUAUGCAUAGUCUCACAGUCGUGGCAAACCUAGUGGAAAAGAGCGUAAGUUUUGCCGAAUAAUGAUGGCGUUUUUCUGGGGAAUGUUCACAUUCAUCAGGUUUUAUAUUGACAUACUAAUAGAUAAACUGUUUGGAUACUAUUAUGAUCCAUCAAGACUGUUCAUACCCAAACCCAAAAAUAAAAUAGUGUUGGAAAGUGCUAUUUCACUAGCGAAAAAAAUCCGGGAACGAAAAUUAAAAUCCGAAGAAGUGGUUGAAGCUUUCAUUGACAGGAUUAGAGAAAUAAAUGGCAUUUUAAAUGCAGUAGUGGAUGAUAGAUUUGAGGAAGCAUUGAAAGAAGCCAGGGAAAUUGAUAAGCAAAUUGACAAUGGAACAAUCCAAGAUCUGGAUUUCCAAGAGAAACCUUUUCUGGGCGUUCCAUUUACAGCUAAAGAAACCACAUCAGUUAAAGGUUUGGCAUUCACCAUGGGAAUCAAACAGAGAAUUGGCAGAAAAGCUACUUUUGAUGCAGAGAUUGUCACAUCUAUGAAAAAUGCAGGAGCAAUUUGCAUUGGUGUUACAAACAUCCCACAGUUGAAUUAUUGGCAAGAAACAAGUAAUCCAGUUUAUGGGAUAACAACUAAUCCUUACAAUACUACAAGGAACGUUGGGGGAAGUUCUGGUGGUGAGGCUAGCAAUUUGGCAGCAUGUGGAACUGCUAUAAGCCUUGGCACUGAUAUAGGCGGAUCAAUACGAAUUCCUGCGUUUAUGUGCGGGGUUUUUGGUCACAAACCAACUGGUUCUUUAACAUCUACAAAAGGGUUAACGUUUAGAACAGGCAAAGAGGGUGAUACGAUGGUGACUGCGGGAGUCCUGGCUCGCCACGCCGAAGAUCUCAUUCCAGUAUUAAAAGUAUUAAUUGGCAUUAACAGAGAUAAACUCAAAUUAAGCCAACCUGUUGUGUUGUCUGAUGUUAGAGUGUUUUAUGUUACUGAUCCCAGAGAUCCUUUAGUGAGUCCUUUCAGAAAAGAAAUGAAUGAUUGUCUUUGGAAGACUGUCAGUUACUUCAGAGAUAUUUGCAAGGAUGUACCCCAAGCUAUUGAGCUGAAACAGUUCAGAUAUACUGCUAAAUUGUGGAGGUAUUGGAUGACUCAAGAACAAAUGAUUUUUAAAAACGAUUUGAAUGACCAAAAAGGUGAACUCAAUGCAAUUCCUGAGAUCAUCAAGCACUUUUUGUUUUUAAGCAACGAUUUCACGACUGGUAGCAUCUAUAAUUUGAUCCAGAAUUAUUUACCAAAGGUCGACGAUAAAUGGGCUAAACAGGAGACUGAAAAUUUGAAAAAAGCCCUCAUCGAAAAACUCGGCGACAACGGAAUACUAUUAUAUCCAUCAGCACCAUUCACAGCUAGUUACCACCACACGUCUCUUCUCCGUCCAUUUAACUUCAAUCUGUUUUCGAUUUUCAACGUGCUGAAGUUCCCAGUGACGCAAGUACCUUUGGGGUUGGACGUUCAGGGAUUACCAUUGGGGAUUCAAGUAGUUGCCGCCCCCUACAACGAUCACCUAACGAUUGCCGUCGCUAAAGCGCUCGAAUCUCAAUUCGGUGGUUACGUGCCACCGUUUAAAGCCACCUAGUUGUUGUCUUUAUCGUAUUAAUAUGGUUAAGGGACUCAAUAUUUUAUUAUAUAAUGAUAUUGGGAUGACUGAAUUAUUAAGAUGGACUACAUUCAUUCUCACUGGCUGUUUUUUAAGACGGACUAUAUAUUUUCUUGUAUUAAUUAGGAACGCAUUUGUUUGUUAUUGUUUUAUUGUACGAAAAUGUAUCUUAUUGUUAUAAUAAACAAUUAUAUGAA